Molecule: messenger RNA, 1735 nt
Organism: Thamnophis sirtalis
Lineage: Eukaryota; Metazoa; Chordata; Lepidosauria; Squamata; Natricidae
Source: RefSeq, a predicted model, not a curated record
AUGGAGCGACAAAGCAACUGGUCUCAGUUGCUGCAGCUCCUCACCACCGCUAGAAGCUUCAGGAUAGUCGGGCCAAGCUCUGAGCCGGCCAUCCAGCGAGGGCCCAGCACAGAGUGGUGCAACGGUCUCCGUUCGGUCCGCAGUUCCCUUCUGCGCAAGGCCAAGGCCACAGCAGAUCUGGAUCCUCCUCGAGCCACUAGCCAGAUCCCCACCCCUAGUACUAGCAGGGGGAAGAAGAAGCAGGCCCCAUUUCACAGGCCCCAGGUUGAGAAGGAGGAGAUCCCCACACCGGACCUCUUCCUGGAGGUUCUGAAGUCACAGUGGACCAAACUGGGUUCCUUCCCCACUCCUGGGACUAAUGAUCAUAGAUUCUACAACCUAAAUGCAUCUUUUAACCAAGCAUUGCAGGUGCCUUCCGUGGACGCUCCAGUGGCAGCUUUGGCCUCCGCUUCCUCCAUAGUAACAGGAGACAUCUCCAGCUGUCUUAAGGCAGAGGACAGGAGAGCGGAACUGGUCUUGCGUAAGACCUUCCAGGGCGUCCCGUGGGCCAUCAAGGCGGCGGCGACCGCAUCCUCCUUCAAUAGGUCCACCACCUUGUGGCUGGAGCAGAUCCGGGACAGGACCCCUGCUUCAGAUGUAAGACUCCAACAGGACAUCACAAAGCUGCUGGCAGCGACCCAGUUCUCAACCGAUGCAACACUGGAUGUGUUGGCAGCCUUGACCCAUUUAACUCUCCGGUGGUUUAAAAAUGCUGUUCCUCCCAGAGGACAUUAUCUUGUGCAUUGUCAAUUUGGGGUUCUAAUCAUCGUCGGCUCUCUUUUCCCUGAACCGCAGAAUGGAAUCGUUCCUAUUGUGGAACCAGAAAUCCUUCCCGAUGGUGACCAUGAUCUCAAACGCUGCCAGUAUGUGACAGAGAAGGUUCUGGCUGCUGUGUACAAGGCCUUAAGUGACCAUCAUAUCUACCUGGAGGGGACCCUGCUGAAACCAAACAUGGUGACACCCGGCCAUGCCUGUACCAGCAAGUACGCAGCUGAGGAAAUUGCUUUUGCCACUGUGACUGCCCUACGCCGCACCGUCCCUCCAGCAGUGCCUGGAGUCACCUUCCUGUCUGGAGGUCAGAGUGAAGAAGAGGCUUCCAUCAAUUUGAAUGCCAUCAAUAAGUGUCCUCUGCACAAGCCAUGGGCCUUGACCUUCUCUUAUGGCCGUGCCCUGCAAGCUUCUGCCCUCAAGGCCUGGGGUGGGAAGAAAGAAAACAUGAAGAAUGCUCAGGAGGAAUACGUCAAGCGUGCUUUGGCCAACAGCCUUGCCUGCCAGGGCAAAUAUGUUUCAUCUGGCCAAACGGGAGCAGCUGCCGCCGAGUCUCUCUUCGUCUCCAACCAUGCUUAUUAAAAAUCAGAGGCUUGGUUACGUUGUCUGCUCUCUUGUUGCUAUAUUGUGCCUGGGCUACUGUGAUGUCUGCUGACUGUUUUUUAACCUAUUCCCCUUCUCCCCUCACCCUCCCCUGCCCCCUUUGCCAGCUUCUCUUGUAAGAGAAAGAUGUAAAUCUUUGUCUUGAAGUGAAAAACCUAGAAGUUCUGGUGUAUUCUCUUCUCUCACGCAUCCCCAUCUUUGUAUGUGAAACCCAGCUUCUUCUGGUGAACGACACUCCCGGUCUGCGGCCAAAACAUCAAAAUGUCUCCGGAGCAGGGACGCCUGACUUGCAGACCUCUUGAAAUAAAAGUCUAUUUAAACAUUG